GCAUGGCAUUGAGGCUAGUGUCUUUUUUACAAAUUCAACUCAAAUACAAUUAUUCUCAAAUUAAAAUGUUUGGAGCAGGGCACAAUGAAUCCAAUGAAUCCCCGGAUAUUCAAGGAAGGAAAGCAGUUCAGCUACUGGAUUUGCCGAUUGAUGUCCUGGAUAUGGUGAUGUCCCAUUUGGACCCUUGGCACCACCAAAUGUGGCGUAGUGUGUCAGAGGAGCUGAAACAAGUUCACAAUUCGUUUAUCUUGCACCACCACAAGUGCUAUGAGGUGGCCCAUCGGGAAACGCCAAUGGAGAGUAUCAGGGUGCGGGACACAAGGAUCAUGCUGCAGAUUCUUCGGCAAUCUAUCGCUUACUUUCUCCACGAGGGUGUCGCCGAGUCGCGCAUCGGUGACAGUCUGAUGACCUUCCACGAAGAGCUACCCUUAAGUUAUAACGAAGAAGGUAUCCCGGAGGCUGACCCCCUGACAAGAUUCCUUGGUCGAUUCCUGCUUGACCUGGACUUAGGUACUGAUGCCAAGAGAGAAGUUCAGAACAAACGCCUCCACUAUACGAUGGCGGUAUUUGGCCUUUUGAGACAAUUCCGAAAAUUUAAAGUCUCUCAGUGCGGCAUGAAGCUACUGCACUGGCAUCUGCAGGUGGAGUUGGCCAACAUCUGCCUCGGAGGCAUUGACGAGCGCGAAGAUAAAUCACACUUUGUGGAGGCCGUCAAACGAAUCUACUUCAUAAACAUUAUUGCCGAGCUGCUCUUUUACGAUAAGUUGAACAAAAACUUUUGGGGACACAAGAAUACAGAUAAUUUUGUAUGCACCUAUGGAAUCGGACCCUCGUCUUCUGACAAUUCGCGACUUUUGCUAAAAUUCGUAGUGUAUGCUCCGAAGAGUGUAGUCGAUCUGCUGCAGGAUGUCAUUGCCGGAAAGGACGAUCCCAGCAAACCGUUCCAUAUGCCACCAGAGUCGGACUUUAGUGCUCACGUCGAAAUCAAAUCUGUGUGUGCCCGCAAAUUCAUGUAUUCUGGCACCUUGCAUCUCAACAUUUUGAGGUUGGCUGAGCUGGUCUAGAUGAACAUCACUUUUUACAUGAGUUCGGUUUUGCACCCUCAUAAAAUAAAAGUCAUUUCCAUUUGAA
Drosophila elegans is the source of this 1131-nucleotide messenger RNA. RefSeq lists its product as uncharacterized. The coding region runs from base 3 to 1064 and encodes 353 amino acids. NCBI's taxonomy places the organism in Eukaryota, Metazoa, Arthropoda, Insecta, Diptera, Drosophilidae. Gene Ontology annotation, molecular function: protein binding. The transcript is spliced from 4 exons. The record is from RefSeq and is a predicted model, not a curated record.